UUUAACUGUAAGAGUUAUCUCCCAUUUCCCAUAAUGCAACAGGGCAUCAGUAAUGGAUGCCUCCAUUGAAAAAUGUUCUAUCAGUGUUUAUACUUCAAAUUGCUGUUCUUUUUCACCUUUGCAUCCAUCAGAAAAAAAUUUGAUUAGAUUAAAAGACUGUAAGAGAGGUAUUGUAUCGCAUCUGUUGAAAAAUGGGAUUCGAUCUGGCAUGAAAGGAGAGGCUGAUGUGUUCAGUGAAGCAGACCUAAUAUGUAAGCGUGUGGGACUUUUCACUGUUGAGGAAACAUUUACGGUAUGUCCCUAUCACAGAGACUUUCUUGGUGUACAUUGGCGCGCCCAGACCACUUGUCAGUAUCCUAACCACCAGGGAAAUGCCAAGCCGUAUCGGAGUUUCAACUCUCUUAUGUCUAAGCGGAUGGUUUCCGAGUUUGGUACUUUAGUGCCUAUAGGUUCUGGAAUAUGCAGAAAAUGUCAUGGAGAUUAUUUGAAGCUUCCUUCAUCAAUUGGAGAGGUUGAAGCUCCCAUGGAAGACAACCACGGCAACGAUGAGACAGAUAUUGCAACCUCUAUCCAAAACCAGCAGUCUACAUGUACUGAUGGUGUUCAGACUGAAACAGAAGAUAAUGAAGAAUGGAGUGGUCGACUCCGUGCAAGAAGGACAGAGACCAUAUAUGAAAGUGAUAGUCAGAGCAGUGCAGUUUGUAGUCAAGGUUCUAAUUGGAGUCAGGAAGAGGAAGCCCUACCCCUUCAUGAAAUUCAGUUGACUGAUGUGAACACAGCUAUUAACAUCCUAAGCCAGGGUCAAAUUAGUCCAUUGCGAUCAAGACUCAAUACAGAAUUGAUGAAUACUAAAGAACGAACUCUAAGAUACUACAAAAGGAAAGCACAGGAGACUUGCACAGCUCUUCUAGAUGCCAUUGCUCCUCAUCAAGGAGAGAUACUUAAGAAGAUGACAUUACCAAAUUCGGAAGCUAAUGAUGAUGACCUUUUUCGUGUUGUCGGUGAACUGUACCACAAUAUCAAGGAUGCAGAUGUGAAAUGUCAACUUUUGUCUCUAAUAGUAAAUAGAUGUUCAAAGGCUGAACUGUUGACAAGGUUUCCAGAGGUUACAAAGCAUCAGAUAGAUAAAGCCAGGAGACAUGCUUUCGUAAAUGGUCCUGGAUCAGGUGUUCAGCAAACAGUAUCUUCUCAACACAGACAAAGAAUCAAUUUUGCAAAGUUACAGCAUGCAGUGGAAUUUUUCAGUGAUCCAUCAUUCAACCAGAUUUCAUCAUACACUACAAGGAACCUAAAGCUAGAUUCUGGAGACACCUUAGUAAUUCCUGAUGUAGUUAGGACUAUGAUACAUUCAAAUUUGAUCAAACUUUACAACACAUACUGCGCCAGUAAUAACUUUGAGCCUCUCAGUGAGUCCACUCUAUAUGAAGUCCUAAAUGCAUGCAGUGCAUCAAAACGGAAGUGCCUGAAAGGACUUGAUAACAUUGCUGUUGAUGGAUCUUCUGCAUUUGACAGUCUGACUAGCUUAGUUGAUAAACUUGAUGAGCCUCAGCAAUGGAAAAAAGAACUGAAGGAAAAGCUGUUCAAUGCUCGACUGUACUUCAAGACUGACUACAAGCUCCACAUCAAGCGGGAAGAUGAAUGCGCUUUCCACUGCUUACAGUAUGCACUUAGUGACCCCAAAUCAAGCCAUCUUAGUGUUUCAUGUGACCAUGAGCAUAAUAAGACCUGCAGCAGGUGUAACUUAUUUGGUGAAUCUGUCACGGAGAUCCGCAAGGUCAUCAUAAAGUCUCCAUCAGAAGAGCAAGAGGUACUAUUGCAAGAUUUGGAAAUGUCCAUAACACAAGUAGAGGACUGGAGAUCACACAUCAUAAGAACUGUGAAUCAGGAUGACGGAAGGGUAGACGUGCUGCAUAAUCUGAACAACAACCAGGUUUUAGUGAUUUUAGACUGGGCGAUGAAAUAUUUGCCGCAGAUGUACCGUGAGAAAAUGAAAGACUUCUUUGGACAGAAAGGAGUACACUGGCAUGUGUGUGUUGCAGUUUUCAAGGAACAAAAUGGAAGUCUAGUGCACAGGACUUUUACUCACAUAAUGGAUUAUGUGAAGCAGGACUUCUUUGCUGUUCUUUCAUUACUAGAACAUGCAUUAGUAACUAUUAAACAACAGCUGCCACACAUUACGGAAGCUUACCUCAGAUCAGACAAUGCCGGAUGCUACCAUUGUGGGCAGUUAUGGCUCUCCAUACCAUCAUUGUCAGAAAGAACAGGAAUAACUGUGAAGCGUUUUGACUACAGCGAAGCACAGAGUGGUAAAAGCUACUGUGAUGCAAAAAUCGCCCACAUGAGAUCAAAGAUGAGGAUUUUUUCUUCAGAGGGCCAUAAUAUUUGUACAGCUAUGCAGAUGAAAGAGGCAAUCGAGAGUGGUGCAGGAGUCAAGGGAACCUGCAUUGCUGUUGUUGAUGUUGAUGUCACAAAGCAAACACUCACAAAGCAUUCUUGGAAGGGAGUAAGCUUUAUAUCCAAUAUAGAAUUCACCACGGCAGGGUUAAGAACAUGGAAAGCAUACAAAAUUGGAGAGGGGUCCUUCAAAGAUACAGAAAGUCUUCAGAAACUAGGUCAUGCGCAAUCUACUACCAGUUUAAAGAUCCUAAGUGAUUUCAACCACACUGAAGAACAUGGCCAAAUUCAUCUUAGGGCACCAGAGAAUCAACCAGAACCACGUGAUGAUCAAUCUGAUACCUCAGCAAAUGACGAUGAUGGUGUUGAACCUUCAGGAACAGAUUCUAAGUUAUUCUUUUGUCCUGAAUAUGGAUGUUUGAAGUCAUAUCAGACUUUUGAGAAGCUGAAUGAGCAUCUACUCAUUGGAAAUCAUGUGUUUAAAAAAGUGUCAGAAUCUUCUAGUGACAAAGCAAAGAAACUAUGGGCCGAAAAAUGUGAUACUGUGUUGGCAGCUACCCGUCCUAGAGUUGAUCAUGAGUCCGAGGCUUCAGACAGUGUAGAUGUGCCAGUUCUAGGAUGGGCUUUGAAGAAAGAAAAGAGAUACUGCAGAUUUUCUCAAAAAGUGAAGAACUUCUUGACCGAGUUAUUCAAAAAAGGAGAAGAAAGUGGUAGAAAGGAGAAUCCAACAGCUGUUGCUCUGGAAAUGCGAACUAUGAUGGAAGAUGGAAGAAGGAAGUUCUCUCCAUGUGAAUGGUUACAGCCAAGUCAGAUUUCUUCAUUUUUUUCUCGACUUGCAAUAAAUUCCAACCAAUCAAAUGUACUUUGUGUGGACAAAAGUGAGUUAGUUUCAAGUGACAGUGAUUUGUUAGCUGUUUUAGGUGAACUUCAAAAUGAGGAAGUUUUCCAAAGCAUAUGUGAUUGACAUAAACAGAUUACAGGAACCCUACUCCAUUAUUUCUGCAUUUUGAAUACUAGUAUUACUGAGACUCAUACUUACUUAGACAGGCAGAUAGGUAUUCUGGCAAUCUCUUAGCAAUGCAAUGUAUUUGAUUUUAUGUUUGCUGUGUUAUUGUUAUUUGAGUUUUUGCAAUGAUAUUUUGAUGCUGCACUAUGACUAUUGCCAUUUUUAAAACCUAAAGUAUUGUUUCUGUAUAACUGUUUUUCUGUCCCCUAGUCUGCCCAUCAAAUGCAUAUUUUGUUUACAUCAUUUUUAAAGAAACUAUUCAAAGUAUUUCUAUCAAACUUCAUCUACUGAUACAUAUUGGUGAGUGUUAACAACUGCUUUAAACAUUCUAUUUUGUAUUUAUCUCAUUUUCAAAGAAACUAUUCUAGGUAUUUGUAUGUAGACAUAUAUACAGAUGCAAAUUGUUGAGAAAUAUUAACUUUAUACAAAAAGUAUUA
Molecule: messenger RNA, 3837 nt
Organism: Saccostrea cuccullata (small rock oyster)
Lineage: Eukaryota; Metazoa; Mollusca; Bivalvia; Ostreida; Ostreidae
Exons: 8
Coding region: 53-3358 (1101 amino acids)
Source: RefSeq, a predicted model, not a curated record